CCGAGAGCUCCGACAGAAUCAGAAAGAGGAAAAAAAUGUUUCGUCGAUUUCUUCCCGGGAGUAAAGUGCGAGCGGAAUUGACACAAUUUAGAAAUGUGUCGAAGCCCUCGACGAAGAUGAAGGAGAGCCCUGGGGAGAGAAUGCAGGCCUGGCAGAUUCACUCUUACGGGGAUACGAAGGAGCUGAAGCUGUCAAGUGUCCGGAUGCCGGUCAUCUCGAGGCCCACUGACGUCCUCGUCCAGGUUGAAGCUGCCAGUGUCAAUCCCAUCGACGUUGCAAUGCUCCAUGGUUAUGGAGCAAAAGUAUUGAACCUAAUGAGAACAGCAAGGCGCAUGAAAACCGACAUUGAGUUCCCCCUGACGAUGGGACGAGAUUUCUCCGGAGUUGUCGUUGGAAAAGGACAUGGAAUUCACGAUGAUUCUCUCAAACUGGGGGAUGAAGUGUGGGGGGUGGUGCCUGUGGAGCGUCAGGGGUGUCAUUCAACACAUGUGAUCAUCAGCAAUGACUUGGUACGCCUGAGGCCAAAAAAAUUAUCCUACAUCGAAGCAGCGAGUAUUUUAUACGCGGGCUUGACCGCCUGGUCUGCAUUAUGGAUCACUGGAGGGUUGUGCUACAAGACUUCUCUCCCAACGAUCUUGAACAAGAGAAUAUUGAUCCUGGGGGGUUCUGGGGGAGUUGGAACUCUCGCGAUUCAACUGGCGAAGGCUUGGCACAUGCAGGUCGUCACCACCUGCAGCAGUGACGCUGUCAAUGUGCUAGAGAAUUUGGGGGCUGAUAUUGUUGUUGAUUACAAGGCUGAGGAUUCUGAUGAAUUGAUCAAGAGCGAAGGACCAUAUGAAAUCAUCCUGGACUGCGCCAACCAGGGCCCAGACCUCGUAAAACAAAAGGGAUACGACUGUGGCACCUACAUAACCCUGAACUCCCCUCUCCUGAGGAACAUCGACGAGCUGGGCUACGUCGGAGGAGCCCUCAAGAACCUCACUGACCUUCUGAAAUACAACAUCCCCCUCAAAGAUAACAAGAGCUUCGUGAAGUGGGGAUUUUUCGCUCCCUCCUCAGCAGGAAUGAGAACUCUCCAGGAACUCGUGGAGGAUGGAAAGAUCACUCCAGUUGUGAAGAAGGUUUAUCCCUUUGAGGACCUACCCAGGGCUUAUGAGAGGACCCUACAGGGUCAUCUCAGAGGAAAACUAGUCAUUGACAUGAAGAAUAAAAGUGAAUAGAGAGCUGUAAUCAAGUGAUAAAAGUCGAAGGAAUUUAAUCGGAUUAUUUCAUCGGUAAAUAUCGCUGAAGCUGAAGGGUUUAGAGGAAAAAGUCAGAAGAAUUUCUUUUCGGAAAUUUAAUUCUUCACAAAAAAUGGCUUAUGACUUUUUCUCACAACUCCCCUGGGUUCGAAAGUAUUUUCAAAAUAAUCUGUGUGUUUUUUCAAAAAUUCAACAAUGUCCAGAAAUUUCGUGCAGACUAUUUCGUGAAUAUCUCCUAAACCAUUGGAUUGAUCAAAAAAUGUCGCAGAAACUUUUUUGUAGCUCACAAAAUUCACUACAAAAUUGCUUUCUGAAAUUUUUCUCCAGACCCCCUCGCUCCAAAGAUAUUCACGAAAUGAUCCUUCAUCAUUUUAUUCUCCUUCACCACUUCACAUUCAACAAUUCAUAAAUUAUUUUCUUAAUAAAUUAUCUAAAUUAAACGGA
Molecule: messenger RNA, 1685 nt
Organism: Diachasma alloeum
Lineage: Eukaryota; Metazoa; Arthropoda; Insecta; Hymenoptera; Braconidae
Product: reticulon-4-interacting protein 1, mitochondrial
Exons: 4
Coding region: 36-1220 (394 amino acids)
Cellular component (GO): mitochondrion
Molecular function (GO): zinc ion binding; oxidoreductase activity
Source: RefSeq, a predicted model, not a curated record